Aspergillus aculeatus ATCC 16872 is the source of this 924-nucleotide messenger RNA. RefSeq lists its product as uncharacterized. The record is from RefSeq and is a predicted model, not a curated record. Gene Ontology annotation, biological process: carbohydrate catabolic process. The transcript has 3 exons. Bases 55 to 738 code for a protein of 227 amino acids. Gene Ontology annotation, cellular component: extracellular region. NCBI's taxonomy places the organism in Eukaryota, Fungi, Ascomycota, Eurotiomycetes, Eurotiales, Aspergillaceae. Gene Ontology annotation, molecular function: cutinase activity.
GUCAGAUUCAACUCUCAGUUCAUAUUCGACUCUAUCUCUCAUCUUUUCAAGAGAAUGGCCAGUUUUAAGUGGCUGCUUGUCGGUGUUGUCUUUGGUUCGCUGGCUGUAGCAAAUCCUCUGCCUGUGCCGGAGGCCGACCACCUUCAGGCUCGUCAAUCCCCCACCGAUGCGAAUGAUAUUAUGAGCGGUCUUUGCAAGGACUUCACCUUGAUCUUUGUUCGUGGAUCCGGGGAAGUGGGCAACAUGGGCGCGGUCAUCGGCCCUCUUCUCUGCGCUACGCUGAAAGAGCGAAUCAGUCCGAAUCAAGUUGCCUGCCAGGGUGUCGAUGGCAUGUACACCGCCAGCUUCCCUCAAAACUGGCUUUCUCCGAACACGGAUGCGAAAUCCAUCGCGUCAGCGGCCACCAUGCUCGAGCUGGCGACUACCAAGUGCCCGAACACUCAGGUAGUGGCGGGUGGAUACAGUCAAGGCACCGCCGUCAUCGACUACGCAAUUCAAGACGUCAAGCACGAGGUCCGCAACAGGAUCAAUGGGGUGGUGCUGUUCGGGUACACGCGCAACAUCCAGGACCGCGGGGGCAUCCCGGGCUACCCGCAGGACCGAACCAAGGUGUAUUGCGCACCGGGCGAUGUGGUGUGCGACAAUAUCUUGAUUGUAACGCCGCCUCAUACGACGUACGGUUUGUACGCAAAAGAUGCAGCAGAGUUUCUGGCGUCGAAGGUGAAUCAAUCUAACUAGGUGGUUGUGAGUGUUCAAAGAGAGGUUGUAUGAGUUCAGGCUUGGACUUUUGACUUGUUGUUUGUGGCUCAGAUAGACUGUUGCUUGCUUGCUCCGCAAAUUGAUGAGAUGGGAAGUGGGCGUUAGAGCUUUGCCUAUGCAAAUUGGUUAUGUAUACCGUGCUCAUUCAAUUGAAGCUAUAUGAUA